AUGGAGAAGGGUAAAAAAAAUUUUAAUGAAGAAACUGAUUCUCUGGAAAUCACACCGAGGCCCGCGCCUAAACCUUUUACUAUUGAGAGUUUGAUUGGUAACAAAGGACAGUUUAUCAAUGAUGUGGAUAAUUCUAAUAAUAAUAAUAAUAAUAAUAAUAAUAAUAAAUCCGGUAAAGGAAUUGAUGACGCUGAACGUGAAAGAGAGUUUCUCUAUCAGCAACGGUGUCUUGCUACUGUCACCAGUGCUCUCCCAGGGUUCGCGAUGCCAUUAAGCUUGUACAGUGCAGCUUACAACUGGUUACCCAUGAGAAUGCACGGUGGAGACGGAAGCAUAACUUGCGGGCCACUAAUGCCGCCACUUCCGUCGGCAAACUAUCCCUCUCACCAAAACAGCAAUCCUUUGUCAUCAAAUUGUUUAAACCUGAGUCUCUCCGGACUGCAUCAUCAUCUUCAGGGUGCAGUUUACCCCGGACACCGCGACACUGGGAACAUCAACAGCAACGUAGUGAUGACCGACAGUGAAGAAGACGAUGGAAGCUUGUCUCCAGUCCAGUAUCUGUCCAAGUCACAGCACGACUCAGAAAGCGGUAGAAUGUCAGCUGAAAGUGACGACGAGGGUGUUAACGACAUCGGAAGUGCCCGCAGAGAGUCAUCGAAUUCAGCAGGAUCCUCGGCAAAUAAUAGCAAGGCCAGAAGAAGAAGAACAGCGUUUACCUCUGAGCAAUUACUGGAACUCGAGCGUGAAUUCCAUGCGAAAAAGUACCUCAGCCUGACAGAGCGCUCGCACAUUGCGAAUACACUCAAAUUAUCCGAAGUUCAGGUAAAAAUUUGGUUCCAGAACCGUCGCGCCAAGUGGAAGCGCGUAAAAGCAGGCCUGACUGCAGGCAGUGCAGGUUCUGUGGGGCGAAACGGGCAUAAUGGCCAGCCUGGAAGCGGCCCAAGAAUUGUGGUACCAAUUCCCGUCCACGUAAGCAGACUCGCAGUUCGCUCUCACCAUCAUCAUCUGGAGAAAUGUCCUCAGCCGGCGCACAACAGGUCCUCGAACUCGCCCUCCAUCAGUGCGGGAUUGAGACUGGGGACCGGUAAUCCUGGAAUUAGUCAUCAGCUCGGCUCCAAUGCUGGAUUACGGGCCUUCACUGCUGUACCAGUUCACCAACAAAGCACUCCGGGAAGAUAG
This is a messenger RNA of Cotesia congregata, 1179 nucleotides long. Lineage: Eukaryota; Metazoa; Arthropoda; Insecta; Hymenoptera; Braconidae. The record is from the annotation of a GenBank genome assembly.